Messenger RNA from Ceraceosorus bombacis, 916 nucleotides. Lineage: Eukaryota; Fungi; Basidiomycota; Exobasidiomycetes; Ceraceosorales; Ceraceosoraceae. The record is from the annotation of a GenBank genome assembly.
UUUCCGUGAUGCACGAUUGCAUCAGGUCAUGAUUCGCGCACGUCUUGCAGCGCGUGUAUGCUUCACAAUACACCACCACAUGGCCAACAUCCGCCCAGAGCAGCCAGCCACGCGGGUGGUAUGCUGCGGUGCGAAGCGGCCCCGAUGCACGCCUCGUGCCCGACACGCAUUUCGUCUUUACUCGAGGUAGUGCUCGUAUAGCUCCUCGUCCCGAGGCAACUAGUUACAUGCCCGCCGCGCUACUCAUUCAGCUCCCUCGACAUCCACAAGCAUCCGCUCCACUCUGGUCCGAGGUAGAGCGUACGUUGGUCGAAUACGACGGAGGGCGCGCGCGUUCGAUAUUGCGCGGCUUGAUGAUUGGAGGUAUGACCCCUAGCCAAGAUGAGCGGAUGCUCGUUCUCGCUCUCGUCGCUGAUGCCCGCACAAUACCAUUCUCACGCAUCAACUGCGGCGUUCUGAAAGACAUUUCAAACGCUGGCGUGAGCAAGCCGCGCUUUGACUAGGGCUCCAUCACUCUUUUCGGUGUUGUCAUCACGUGAAUCAUGCAGUCUUGUCUGCUUUAGCGAGCAGCAAAAGACCUCUUUGGACUACUACGUCGCACCGGCUGAUUUUCCCUUGAACUCGCCCAAGCAAUCAUCGUCAUCGUCGUCUGAUGGCCCAUGCAUGCACUGCCCCACCCCUCGAAAAGGGCAAUCCCAUCUCCCUUCUCAACGUACUCAUGAUUGCGAGCACGCCCAGGCAACGUUUCGCCAAACGCCACUCGCAAGUGGGCGUGGUUCGCGUGCCUGUCGUCUCUUAUUGUCGCCAUCUCUUACCGCUUUCACAAGGGAGCGGAAAAGAAGAAACGGUGCGACGUCGACUGGUGCGGGCCGGCCGCGAUUACGAGGCUCGUUCAAAGUACGCAAGGUGAUGGGGG